UCAAAACAUCGCGACGCUGGCUUACAAACACUGCAUGCUAACUGUUACCUAUUAGCCUGCUGCUGCAGCAGUAGUUGCAUAAUUUUCUAUAAACAAAUUGCAUAAUGCUCCAUUUAGUUCGCCCCGUCUGUGAUUGGUUGUGUCUUUUAUUCCCCUUCCCUCUCGACUUCGACGGUCUGCUCUUUUGGCUGAUCAGGAAACUCGGAAAACAAGCGAAUGCAUUCGCGUCUAUAGCGAGAGCACAUGUUUUCUCUCUUUUCCGUCAAGUGUGUCCUUCCCAGGACAUCUGUAACCAGGAAGUAAAGUCUCUGGGGCGGCUGUAACUCACAAUGCGUUGUUUAGGAUCGGGACAGUAAAUGCAAAACGGAUCGUGUCAUGAUUGACGUCGGAGCUCGGUGAACUUGGUCAUGUUGAGGCAUUACGUGAAUGUCGUGCUGAUAUGAAAUGUGCUUACUUCAGCUCAGGAUGAGUAAAGAAUUGGAGGAGCUUUCUCCCCUGGACGACUCGGGACACGGUGACGGCUCUGAGGAAGAAACCGAGGAGGAUGAUGAGCCCAAAAUUUGUCAAGUAUGCGGCGACAAAUCCACAGGCUACCACUUUAACGCCAUGACCUGUGAGGGCUGCAAGGGCUUCUUCAGGCGCGCCAUGAAGCGCCCUGCACAGCUCUGUUGCCCGUUUCAGAACGCCUGUGUCAUCACUAAGAGCAACAGGAGACAGUGCCAAUCCUGCAGACUCCAGAAAUGCCUCUCCAUCGGCAUGAAGAGGGAACUGAUCAUGUCGGAUGAGGCCGUGGAGAAGCGGAGGAUGCAGAUCAGGAGGAAGAGGAUGCAGGAGGAGCCUGUAACGCUCUCCUCUCAACAGGAAACUGUCAUACAGGAGCUGCUCACUGCACAUCACAAGACCUUCGACAUGACCUGCACCAACUUUAUUCAGUUCCGGCCUUUAGAUCCCGAUCAGAAAUCUAUUUCUGAGGACGGUCUAGAACCACACAGUGGCAGGGUCUUUCAAGCCACCAUGCACAAAACACUGUCUGAAGAUGCACUGCCACAGAACAUCAGCUUUACCUCGCCCUCCACCCCUUCCUCCACCUUUCAGAGUCCUGAGUCUAAAGAGCGGAAGCAGCAUAAAAGUGUCAUUUUCACUACUCUGCCACAUUUUACAGACCUCACCACGCACAUGAUCAAGAAUAUAAUCAACUUCAGCAAAACGCUCACAAUGUUCAGGACUCUGAUCAUAGAGGACCAGAUCGCGCUGCUGAAAGGAGCCACCUUUGAGAUCAUUCUGAUCCACUUCAACAUGUUCUUUAAUGAGGUGACGGGCAUCUGGGAGUGCGGCCCGCUGCAGUACUGCCUGGAUGACGCCAUGAGAGCCGGCUUCCAGCGCCAUCUUCUGGACCAUAUGAUGAAUUUCCAUUACGCUCUGCGCAAGCUGCACUUACAUGAAGAGGAGUAUGUGCUGAUGCAGGCCAUCUCGCUCUUCUCACCAGAUCGCCCCGGCGUGACACAUCACAGCAUCAUCGACCGCAACCAGGAAAUAGUAGCACUCACCCUGAAGACCUACAUUGAGGCCAAGCGGUCCGAGCCAAAUAAACAUCUGCUGUACCCAAAGAUCAUGUCAUGCCUGACCGAGAUGAGGAGCAUGAAUGAAGAGUAUACAAAACAAAUGCUGAAAAUCCAGGACAUUCAGCCUGAUGUGUCUCCGCUUUUACUGGAAAUAAUCAGCAAAGACAGCUAAGCCUUCACCGAGCAGACGAGACUCUCGCUAGGACGGAAAUCCAGUCAAAACCAGCGGGGACGAGGACUGUGCCUACUGAUAAUGAGCUACUGAACUGUCUGCAGCACACAGGGAUUGUGAAAUUGUAUUUUUAUAAUUGUGCUACUACAUGUAUCGGUGUUCCAGGAAUCUUUUCACAAGAGAACUAUUUCUUUAGUUCAUAACCGGAUGUAGGAUGACUCGUAUUAUCUCUAAGAUUCACUGCGUGGAUGAAGCUUGAAAUGUGGGGUGCGAUGGAGAUUCGACUCCCUUUUCCCCCGUCUGCAGUGUGUCGAGAGGAGACGCUGGAAGAGAACACUAUCACGGCUGCACACGGAUACAACGACAAUGUGAUGCAUAUUAGUCCAUUUGUGUUAGUAGUCCGUCUCUUGACAAAGCUGUUUAUUUAUUGUUCGUUUUUAAAUGCUAAAUAGUUUUAUAAGUGGACCGCUGCGAAGUAGGCUAUAUGUUGUGUUCAGGUGAUGUAAAAAAAUAUGCAUAUAUAAUAUCAGUGCCAAUGUCCGAUGUGAAUAGCUGUAUCUGAUUCAAACCUUUUCCAUACUAGAAUGUAAACGUUAGGAAUCUCAGAAAGAACGUGUUCAGGGCUUAGUUUACUCUACCUAUUUAAAAACAUGCUUUGCAUAAUCAUUUUUAAGCACAAUCAUUAGCCAUUAUUAUUGCAAUCACAAAUAAUGUAUAAUAAUGCUAUUUAAAUUAUACUAAUGAGGUUUUUUUUUUGCAUUAUGGAAAUGAGAAAAACAUUAUGCAAAAUAUCUGUUUUUUUUUGUUAGUUUUUUUGUGUAUUGUUACAGUUUUCUUCACAAUUAUUUUCCAUUACAGAAAUGAGAAUGGGAUUGUUUUUGCAUUUCAGAAAUGAGAAAAUAGGCUUUUUAUGCUAAAUAUCUUUUUUGUUUUGUUCAUUUUCAUAAUUAUUUUUAAUUACAGUAAUGGAAAAAAUAGGCUUACAUUUAUGCAAAAUGGGUGUUUUAUUUUCGGACCUGGAUAAGUUGUCAGAUUUUGUGAGAUCGACUGAUGUGUUGCUGAGUAUGUGCUAGCUAGUCAUGUCUGCUGUGAAUGUUUUAUAUUAGUAACAUAGCUUACAGAAUUUGUGCAACAUAUGAAUAUGAAUCUGAAGAAUCAGACAAGCUGCAAAAGUUCAUCACAUUGACACUUUCUUGAGAAGUGAUUGCCUUUUAAAAUGCUUCACUCAGCAGUGAGCGUAACCUUUUUUUCACUAAAUUCAGGGUUUAAAGCAGAUUUACAGAGCACACGUCAGAAUAGCUUUUAAAGGUAAUUUUUACCUUUUCUGGUUCGUUUUGUAAGUAAAGCUAAAAAGGCUAACCGUGACAAUCAAGGUAAAGAUUAUAUUGUGUUAUAUUUGGAUGUGACCUGACAAUGUAGAGCAGAUGUUGAGGGUUCAAACUAAGAGUGCAGUAUUUUUAGGAAAGGACCCUUUCACAUAUUUGACUCAAAUAACAAGCAAAGUAUUCAGAUUUCAGGUGUCUCUAUAAAGCACAGACUCAUUUACAAUGCCUUCAUGUCGGCAUGUGUAGAUUAAGCAUUUAUUUCAUCCUGUCUGCAAUAUGUCAUGAAACGAGUCAUUUCUACACAGCGCACUCAGGUUUUCUGUUAUUUUCGAAGUAAGACCCAGUAUGAGACCCUCUCAGGAAAAUAAAAUGUACAAUUGAAUG
Carassius auratus (goldfish) is the source of this 3443-nucleotide messenger RNA. RefSeq names its product nuclear receptor subfamily 1, group I, member 2 (gene nr1i2). The transcript is spliced from 9 exons. Gene Ontology annotation, biological process: negative regulation of transcription by RNA polymerase II; positive regulation of transcription by RNA polymerase II; cell differentiation. Lineage: Eukaryota; Metazoa; Chordata; Actinopteri; Cypriniformes; Cyprinidae. Gene Ontology annotation, molecular function: nuclear receptor activity; RNA polymerase II cis-regulatory region sequence-specific DNA binding; zinc ion binding. The record is from RefSeq and is a predicted model, not a curated record. Bases 445 to 1734 code for a protein of 429 amino acids.